Molecule: messenger RNA, 2884 nt
Organism: Rhopalosiphum maidis (corn leaf aphid)
Lineage: Eukaryota; Metazoa; Arthropoda; Insecta; Hemiptera; Aphididae
Product: probable G-protein coupled receptor CG31760
Exons: 13
Coding region: 382-2358 (658 amino acids)
Biological process (GO): G protein-coupled receptor signaling pathway
Cellular component (GO): membrane
Molecular function (GO): G protein-coupled receptor activity
Source: RefSeq, a predicted model, not a curated record
GGUUCGCCGUGAUCACGUUGGGUGUUGUUAGGCCGACGCCGCCGCCGACACGGUCUCGAGUUUUCCGCGUAGGAUUUUUUCCUUCUGUCUGCCCUCGGUCGUUUCACCAACAUCGUCGUCGUCGCACACGUCGUACACGUCGGCAACAGACGGGAUAACAAUAUUAUAAUAUACAGUUGUUGUUGUCGCUAUUAUUAUCGUUAUAUUAUUAUUAUUAUCGCUAUUAUUAUUGUUAUUACCGUACUGUUACACGUCGGAGACGGGAUUUCGAGAACGAUUAUACAUUUACUCUUCCCCCGUUUUCUCCACCGAAUCUUUAUCACCUAUAUUUUUACGGAACGGUUCCGCGUGGAGGCCGACGUUGCCGUCAAUAGAGCCAACAUGUUGACGAGGCUUUGGAAGUACGCUGGUCCCGAAGUAAUGGACUCAGAAUAUCUGCUGCACGCCGGCGUGAUUUCCAUGGUAGAGUUCGAUGAUGACAUAUUCGCGGCGGGCAACUGUUAUGAUCAGCACCAGUACAAGCACUACCAGCUGUUCUGCCCAUACGCGUACCGGCUGCCUAAGGGCGAGGGCAUAUUGGCCAAAGACUUGGCCGUCGAGUACAAGUACCUGACCAACGCAAGUGAAUGGUUUUUUAUCGCCCGGAAGACCGCCGAAUCGGUCAUACAACGCAACAAUCAGUAUAAACACGCAAUCAAUACGUAUACUUGGAAUCAAACGAGUCAUACAAAAAGUUUUCCUGAUGACAUUCUUGCAGUAUCGUACGAAGACGGUAAAUGGAGCAAACCAUAUUAUGAUUGUGGAGGCGGAAAUAUAUGGAUGCUCACAUACACUGUACCAUUCUUUGCUUUCAAGGACGCCAAGUAUUUUUUCAAGGGGACUAGUGGAAUUGAUAUCGAUUUGCGGAGAGUGGAUAUCGACCAAUGCAGUUUACCUGAAGGCAGUACAAAGCUAAAUAUUUUUGCCUCUUCAAACAAAUGUAAAAUAGAAACGACUCAGUGUGUAUCGUUAGCUGGAUUUGGUUUUCGUCGUGGAAGUUAUAAGUGUGUGUGCCGUAAAGGAUAUUUUUUUCCAAAUAUCACAAGCACUGAAAAGUCGUUCAAUGGAGUCGUAGUAGAAGAAGAAUAUGAAAAGCUCAUGUUGGGAAAACCUAAUACGUACAACGUUGAAACCAACUUUCAGUGUAAAAAAUGUGCAGAGGGUUGUGAUGACUGCGUUGAUUUUAGUCCAUGCAUUGCCACCUACGACAUUAUACUUCGAAUCACAAUACUAUUAUUAACGCUCGUGGUGAUCGGGUUUUUACCCAUGGUAGCUGUAUUUACAUUCAAAUAUAGUGAUCUCAAGAUUGUAAAAGCCGCUAGUCCAGUGUUAUUACAGAUAAUAAUCUUGGGAGCUUUUUUUAUGUAUACAACGAUCAUCGUCAUGUAUCCAACACCAAAUCUAGUGACGUGCACUGCAAGGUUUUGGCUCAGAGAAAUUGGAUUUUCUCUCACUUACGGCGCACUCAUGUUGAAAACUUGGAGAGUAUCUCAAGUGUUCAAAGUGAACUCAGCAAAGACCGUUCGCAUUACUGACAAGCAGCUAAUUAAACUUCUGCUUCUAAUGAUCGCAUUUGUCACCGUGAUACUGUUCAUCAGGACGAUGGUGUCUCCACCACACACGAUUGUCGGUCGCACAGCAGACAAUCUUAAGACAGAUAUUUGUCCCACAGAUUGGUGGGAUCACUCGUUUUCUAUUUUGGAAGUUCUAUUCUUAAUUUGGGGUAUCCGGUUGUGUGUAAUGGUUCGGAAAACGCCGUCUGCUUUCAAUGAAAGUCGGUUCAUUUCUAUAGCCAUAUAUAAUGAGUUCAUCAUGUCCGUAUUUCUUAAUGUUUCCAUGAUAUUUUUAAAAUACCCAGCUAAUCCAGAUUUACAAUACGUCAUAUUUUUUUGUCACGCUCAACUUACGGCAACUGUAUUACUGGGACUUUUAUUUGGCAGUAAGGCUUUGAUAAUAUACAAAGGCGAACACAAGGUGGAAGAAACGUCUUCUCAUAAAAUAACUACACAAAAGCUGAAGUUCAAUAGUAAACAAAAACAUUCUGAUCCAUCGUAUGAAAGUAUAAGUGACAACAAAGAAAUCACAGAACUCCAGGAAAUUCGAAUUUUAAGAACUACCAUAGAGAACCUUAUAGAAGAGUUUCUCAAGUGUGGGCCGGCGUAUUCAGACUAUGUAUUGAGACUACAGGCUAUGUUGGAAGUAAUGAAAAACUCUAAACUGGGCGAAAGUGAAGAAUUACAGCAGAAAUUGGCCUUGGGCAAUGGCUGCGUGAUCAAAGUGGACAGCAAUAAAGACGAAUCAUGUACAAAAAAACAUUAAGUUAUAUUUUAAAUUCAUUAAAAUGAUAAUUUUUUUAACUAUGUGAUUGAAGUUAAAUAGUGGCUCAAUACACCGAAUAGUGAUUUUCCGUCGUUUUUUUCUGUGAAAUAUUUUCAUUUGUGAUCCUAAAUUUUUGUUUUUUAUUUUAGCUGUAUUCAUUUGCACUGUUUAAUUAUCUCAUAUUUUAAUACUUACUAGAUUUUUGAUGUUCUGGUGAUAACAACUAACCAGUUAGCAGUUGAAACUAUUUGAAAAAUGCAAAUGAAGAUGGACUAUAGUCGUAGAUACAUAGUAUUUAAAACAAUCUUGUUGUAUGUAGACAGAUGAGUAUAACCAACUCAGAAUAAAAAUACUUUAAAUAUCAGACUACGGUAUAGUCAUAUCACAUAAUAAAUGCCUAUUAAAUACCUACCUAUUAGUUCCUUAUUCAAUACAAUUAUUAUAAUAAAGUGAAAAUCAUUCUAUCAAAACGAUUUAUUCGAUAGUUGAAAAUAUUCCUAAUAUUAUAGCGUUGAUUUGUUUUAUA